This is a messenger RNA of Peniophora sp. CBMAI 1063, 1626 nucleotides long. The record is from the annotation of a GenBank genome assembly. Lineage: Eukaryota; Fungi; Basidiomycota; Agaricomycetes; Russulales; Peniophoraceae.
AUGUCCAUGUUCAUCUUGAUCCUCGAGUUAGCCUUCGCACCCGCCUUACUCGCGCUAGCCUUCCUGCUAUUCAAUGUCGUACGGGGCAUUUUCGCUCGUGUCACGAAGUAUGCCAUGCUACGCAAGGUGAACGGACCCGGCAACCAGUCGUUCGUCGCGGGGAAUCUCCAAGAUCUUUACAGCCAUGGUGGGCUCGCCCAUCUCGAGGCGCUUUCCCAAUACGGGAGGGUUGUUAAGGUCCAUGGACUGUUUGGAGACACGCUCCUCUCCAUUUCCGAUCCUCGCAGCCUGACACAUGUCCUCAUCAACAGCGCACAGAACUUCCAAUCGAUUGAUACCUCCGGUACUCUUGAUAUGCACAAGUACUUCACCGGCCGCGGACUUCUCUCGACGACAGGCCCCGAGCAUCGCCGACAGCGCAAGCUUCUUAAUCCCGUCUUUUCGCACGCUCACAUGCGACGCGUAUCCCCGCUCAUGCGCGAUAUAGCACGCCAACUGAAGGAGUUGAUCGUCAGUGAGGUCGAGAAGGGUGCUGGUGACAGCAAACCGCGCGUAUGCGAGCUGGACUGCGCGGAGUAUCUGGGUCGCGCCGCAUUAGAGUAUAUCGCGCAGGUUGGCUUCGGCCAUACCUUCCACGCUAUGGAGGGCGGCGCGGAUAAGUAUGUGCACGCCAUCAAGGACCUCAUCCCAAAUCAAUCCGCGCUUGGCGCGUACAUUCCCAUCUUUGUGCUGAGUGGCGCGUCGCGUCUACCCCCAAAGAUGCUGCGUCUCCUAGGCAAUCUGGCAUCCCUGUUUUCUUCGGCAAUCCGGCACAUCAUGCUUAAUAGGGAUGUCAUGCAUGACGAGAUGCGUGCGAUUUGGAAAGCGCGCAAGGCUGCGCGUGUGGACGGGGAUCAGGAAGAGCUAUUGGGCGCCUUGCUCGAAGCCAACGAAGAAGGACAGGUCUCCGAUGAAGAAAUGUCUGAUCAGGCUUCAACACUCCUACUCGCAGGAGCGGAGACGUCGAGUACAGCUUUAUGUCGCAUCCUGCACCUUCUUGCGCUACAUCCGGAUAUCCAAGAUCGACUUCGCCAGGAGAUGGUACAGGCGCGGGCUUCUGUUACUGAUGGAAGCGAUCAGCUGGACUAUGAUGCACUCAUGGCGCUACCAUUUCUUGAUGCGGUAUGCAAGGAGACACUCCGCGUCUUUGCGCCCGCUCCGCUCCGCAAUCGCAGGUGCAUCAAGGAGAACACCAUCCCGUUCUCAGACGGCAGAAGUGUGCGUGUUCCAUCCGGCACUGAGAUUCUGGUCAACGUGCACGGGAUGAAUACCGAUACCGAGCUUUGGGGGCCUGACGCCAAGACCUGGAAGCCCGAGCGCUGGCUGAAACGGGACUCGCAGUCUGCGGACGCGCCAGGCGUGUAUGCUAACAUGUUAACAUUCCUGGCGGGUCCUAAGUCUUGCAUAGGCAUGAACUUUUCGAUCCUCGAAAUAAAGAUUGUGAUUUCAACUCUCAUUACAUCCAUGGCGUUCAAGCCGCCGUCAAGUCUGGAGAUCCAGUGGCGAUUCGGUGAAACGAUUACUCCAGGCGUCAAGGGCGAGAAGAGCGUGGAACCGAAAAUGCCGCUACGUGUAGAGCUCUUGUGA